AUGUUGGUGGAAUCUUCACAAAGCUACAUAUAUCGCUUGUUCAGUUUUAUGGUGACUGAUAUGAUUGGGACUGGCUCUUUCGCUCAGCACGCCUUAAUCGACGGUGAGACCAAGCUCAACAUGAAGAGUGCAGUCAAGGCAUUUAAACAGAAUAAUCCAACUUAUUUGGACAUCAAAAUGGUGGUCGUGGAUAAGGACUUCAGCGAGAUUGAAGUGUUAGCUGAAGCAUUGCCGGAGGCCAGGCGCGAGAUUAGCAAGGUUUAUGGUUCUACGACGUUUGAAAAGACGCAUGCAAAGAAUUUGGUUACGUUGAUGGCGCGGACCACUGAUGAACGAGAAUUCGACCGAUAUUUACAAGCUCUUCAAACUUUGUCGAAGGACAAACCUCAAUUCUACGAGUACCUAGAGUCCAAUUGGUUAAGCUGCAAGGACUACAUUCAUGCGUGGGAACAUACCUCACUUGAACAACAAUACGAACAACCGAUUAGAGGCUAG
Phytophthora nicotianae INRA-310 is the source of this 495-nucleotide messenger RNA. RefSeq lists its product as hypothetical. The record is from RefSeq and is a predicted model, not a curated record. NCBI's taxonomy places the organism in Eukaryota, Oomycota, Peronosporomycetes, Peronosporales, Peronosporaceae. Bases 1 to 495 code for a protein of 164 amino acids. The transcript has 3 exons.